AUGAUUCGACUGAGGACAUACGCAGGGCUUAGCUUCAUGGCGACAUUGGCUGUGAUUUAUCAUGCUUUCAGCAGCAGAGGCCAAUUCUACCCAGCGACGGUUUAUCUAUCGACCUCAAAAAUCAGUCUGGUGCUGCUUCUCAAUAUGUGUUUGGUGCUUAUGCUCAGCCUCUGGCAUUUGGUGAAACUCGUCUUCCUGGGAUCCUUGAGGGAAGCAGAGGUCGAGAGGCUCAAUGAACAAGCUUGGAGAGAGCUCAUGGAGAUUCUCUUUGCCAUUACUAUAUUUCGCCAGGACUUCUCCAGUGGGUUUCUUCCUUUGGUCGUCACUCUUCUCUUGAUCAAGGCUUUGCAUUGGCUUGCCCAGAAAAGAGUUGAAUACAUUGAGACGACUCCUUCUGUGCCUAAGCUCUCUCAUGUUCGUAUUGUCUCUUUCAUGGGCUUCCUUCUUCUUGUGGAUAGUCUCUUUAUGUACAGCUCUGUGCGCCAUUUGAUUCAGUCUCGGCAAGCUUCGGUUUCUCUCUUCUUCUCAUUCGAGUAUAUGAUCCUGGCGACAACAACUGUGGCGAUAUUUGUGAAAUAUGUAUUCUUUGUCACUGAUAUGAUCAUGGAUGGUCAAUGGGAGAAGAAACCAGUUUAUACUUUCUAUCUGGAGCUUAUCCGUGACCUGCUUCACUUGUCCAUGUAUAUCUGCUUCUUCUUUGUCAUUUUCAUGAACUACGGCGUGCCUUUGCACUUGUUGCGGGAGCUCUACGAAACCUUCAGGAACUUCCAGAUUCGAGUCUCUGAUUACCUGCGUUAUCGUAAAAUCACUUCCAAUAUGAACGAGAGGUUUCCUGAUGCGACUCCUGAAGAACUUACUGCAAGUGAUGCCACAUGUAUCAUAUGCCGUGAAGAGAUGACAAAUGCGAAGAAGCUGAUCUGUGGGCAUCUCUUUCAUGUCCAUUGUCUCCGUUCAUGGUUGGAACGACAGCAGACAUGUCCUACUUGCAGAGCACUUGUUGUACCUCCUGAAAAUGCAGCAUCUGCAGCUGCAGGCCAACGUGGAUUACACCAAGGUGCUCAACAAGGUACUUCAAGCUCAGGUGCCCAGGGAUCUGAAACACGUUCUUCUGCUGGUGUUCCAAAUGAUAAUCUGAGCAGGCACCACGCCAGGCUUCAAGCAGCUGCUUCUGCGGCCUCCAUGUACGGGAAAUCAAUGGUUUAUCCAUCUGCCAACAAAGUAGCAUGGUCGCCGGAGCAAGUGUCAACUGAACAACAUGGAGCACAUCCUUCGUCCUCUGUUCCAUCGCAGCUUCCUCAACACAACCUUCCUGGUGAUAAAUCUCGUGCCUAUGCAAAUUUCUCAGAGGAUAAGCUGGAAGAGAUGAGAAAAUCUCUCGAGACCCAUCUCGAGAUUUUGCGAAACCGACUUCAUUUUCUGGAGAGUAAGAAACCGGGAUCAACAGGCGAAGCAGAUAACAAAGGAAAGACGGUUGCGGAUGCGUCUGUUGAUGGAGCAGAGUAA
Molecule: messenger RNA, 1503 nt
Organism: Microthlaspi erraticum
Lineage: Eukaryota; Viridiplantae; Streptophyta; Magnoliopsida; Brassicales; Brassicaceae
Source: the annotation of a GenBank genome assembly